UGGCGGACGACGAAGAGGAAAGUGAGGCUCUUCUUGUUUGCAUGUAUUCGUGCGUGCAUUUUCUGUUGAAUUCGUAUAAAAGAAAGAAGCGCAUCGAUCAUGACGUUAAGAGCGCCGAGGAGGCCGAAGGGUCGCAGGCGCUGGUCAGAAAUUCGAGUAAGAAAUAUGUCACGCUGGUUCGCCGUGGUCUUCAAAGAAGAAAUAGGAUCCUUUUGGCUAAUGCUCAGAAGAGAAGAAAAGUUGCGCUGUGGAAACACCUGAGAUCGUCUGAGUGGUGGGACAACGUGCUGUGCGACUUCUCGGACUCGCAGUGGCAGAGGAACUUCCGCAUGUCGAGAGAGACGUUCGAGUACCUGUGCGCUAAAGUGAAGCCGGCGAUCGAGCGCAAAGACACGGCGCUGCGGCUCUGUGUGCCUCUGCAGAAGAGGGUGGGCAUGGCGCUCUGGAAGCUGGCGACCAGCUCCGAUUACCGAACCGUGGGGCAUCUCUUCGGCGUCGGUGUCACCACAGUUUGCCGGUGCCUGCACGAGUUUUGCCAGGCGGUUAACCAAAUAGUCCUGCCCGAAGUCCUGCGCACACCAACGCCCGAGGAGCUGGCGGACACGGCCGCGCUCUUCGAGGAGCGAUGGGGAGUCGCGCAGUGCAUCGGCGCCAUCGACAGCUCGCACGUCCCGAUAAUCGCACCGAAAGAGUUCCAUCACGACUAUUUCAACAGCAAAGACUGGCACUCCAUUGUCCUGCAGGCGGUGGUAGAUGGCAGGGGGCUUUUCUGGGAUGUCAGCGUGGGUUGCCCUGGUAGUGCCUGUGAGGCGGGAGUUCUCAGACAGUCGAAGCUGUGGACGCUGGCUAGCAGCGGCGCCCUCUUCCCCGGCCGGACGAGGCGCAUCUGCGGCGAGGAUGUGGGGUACUACAUCAUCGGCGACUCUGCCUAUCCCCUGCAGAACUGGCUUAUGAAGCCGUUCGAGGACACCGGGAAGCUCAGCGCCCGGCAGAAACGGUUCAACGCUAAAAUCGGCCAGGCGAGGUCCGUCGCGGUGAACGCCUUUUGCCGGCUGAAGGGGAGGUGGAAGUGCCUGACGAAGAGGAACGACUGCAACGUGGACGUGAUCAAGGCCAUGGUCCUGACCUGCUGUGUGCUUCACAACCUGUGCGAAAAGCGCGGGGAGACGUUCACGGAGGACUGGGACGGACAGGAGCUACAGCGGCCGGUGAAUCUACCCCACAGGGACGGGGACGAGGGCAGCGGGGUCCGAAACGCGUUAGCGCAGUACUUCAGCUCCGAGCAGUGAAGCGUGCAGCAGCGGAACCAUGCGCGUUUAUAACUCACUAGUUUUGCAUUACAUUACAUUGCGUUACAUUAUUGUCAUUUAGCAGACGCUCUGGG
Megalops cyprinoides (Indo-Pacific tarpon) is the source of this 1384-nucleotide messenger RNA. RefSeq names its product protein ANTAGONIST OF LIKE HETEROCHROMATIN PROTEIN 1-like. The transcript has 2 exons. The coding region runs from base 42 to 1289 and encodes 415 amino acids. NCBI's taxonomy places the organism in Eukaryota, Metazoa, Chordata, Actinopteri, Elopiformes, Megalopidae. The record is from RefSeq and is a predicted model, not a curated record.